UUGCAAUUGCUAUAUUCAGAAGACGAGACUGUGCGUUUGUUGAUGGUAAACACUUUGCAACAACUAUCCACACACAUAUCAUCAUUUCAUCAGCCUGAGAUGUUGCAACGCUGGCUUCAUUACCUCCGUGAUCAAAAUAUGUCUGUAAGGCUCAGUUUUGCUUCUCAUGUAAAGUAUCUUGUGUUCAACCCUAAGUGGGUAGAAGAGAAGCAGUCUGAGUCAGAGGCUCUGUUGGAGGAACAUAUCCCACUCAGCCAGAAAGACAAAGUAGAGCUGACACAGUCCAUUCCAUUGCUUUCAUUUUGCACUGAGGAGAUAACAAAAGUAGUGUAUGAAAGUUUAGCCGCAGGAGACCAAGAACUCCAGCGAACCAUCAUUUUUACCGUGAGAUCACUUGGCAGUGUUCCUUUGGAUUGUGUCUUGCUACCAACUUUAACAAAUCUUCUGGUGUUUAUUGCACAUCCAUCCUCUUUGGUUCUCCCAAUUGCUAAAUUGAGUGUUGGUGAAAUUGCAGAGGCGCAUAAUGUCCGACCUUAUGACAUCUACGUACGCUUUAAGAAGGAAAUAUGUGGUUUGAUGAUGCAUUUUGUAGUACUUAAUCACCAUAUUGGAGGCCUAAGUUUUGGAACUUCAAUGCAAAGGGUUGUUCGAGCAUUGGGUUUUACAAGUUUUCGAGAAUUUCUUCAAAAGGACUCACACCAUAUAAUUCCAUACCUUGUUCCUGCAAUGGUGAAGAAUCCUGGAACAUCGCAACUGCUGAAUGAUGUUGGAAGGACUAUGAUGAUUGACCCCAAAACUCUAAUAGAGGAGACAUUCCAGCAUGUCUAUCCAUAUAUCUACCUGUAUGAAAAUGAGGAAUCUCUUGCCAUGUGCAUCAAAUAUAUGCAGAAUUUCACUGGUAUAAAAGUAAAGGAUCUAAAGAGACGCUCAUUUAAGGUCAUCCACAAUGAGUUGUUAUUGCAUUAUGAAUGCCAGAAGGAAAGAGUGCUUGGUGCAUUGCGUGAUUUGGCUAAAGAUGAUCCAGAUUAUGCAGUUACUGAUAAACCUAUGAGCUUAGAACAGAUUGCUGACUACCUGCAGCCCAGGUUUCUCGGUGUUCUGGUGUUCUUUGACAGUAAGCUGGUUACAAGGAAGGUUGCAGAGUCAGUGAAGAAAAAGGCUUUGUCAUCUUUGCCAGAAAUCAUUAGGCUAAUGGGACCUAAACAUAUCACUCCUGUGAGGUUCAAGGUUCUUGCUACACUUCGUACGGCCCUGAAGCUGAACUACAGCAACUUUCCAGACUUAAAUGUUGCAGCGUGGGAUGCCUUUGUUCACAG
Cryptotermes secundus is the source of this 1316-nucleotide messenger RNA. RefSeq names its product serine/threonine-protein kinase ATR. Gene Ontology annotation, cellular component: nucleus. Gene Ontology annotation, molecular function: protein binding; protein serine/threonine kinase activity. The record is from RefSeq and is a predicted model, not a curated record. Lineage: Eukaryota; Metazoa; Arthropoda; Insecta; Blattodea; Kalotermitidae. Gene Ontology annotation, biological process: telomere maintenance; DNA damage checkpoint signaling; protein phosphorylation.